This is a messenger RNA of Brassicogethes aeneus, 1041 nucleotides long. The record is from the annotation of a GenBank genome assembly. Lineage: Eukaryota; Metazoa; Arthropoda; Insecta; Coleoptera; Nitidulidae.
AUGCACCAGGACAGCGACAUAUUUUGUUUGAAGGAGACCAAAGCUGGGGAGAACGAUGGCAGAGGAAUAUUUUCCAUCAACGGGUCUUGCUCGAUGAGAAUCAACAGAAAACCCAACGCGCAUCACGAGGAUGCUUUCCAGUAUGGAAGCAUCAAUAUGCCGAAUCGCGUGAACCCGGCUGAACCUGUCGAAAGCGAAAAUGGAGUUCAGGAGAGAGGAGUUGCUUCUGAAGCAGUAACUGAAGAAUAUAGAUCUGAAGAAGAAGUGGAACCAGUCGAAGCAAGGGAAGACGAUAAAGCUGAGUUCACUGAUGAAAUGUCAAAGGAAGUGUACGAUAAAUUCAUCGAAGACAUGAAGCAAGACCUCGGCGAGGAUGUAGUUGAGUCCAUCAGGAAGAAAACCGUUGAAGAAAGCACCGGUAAAAAAACCCCGCCUCAAAAAACAACCGGUAAGAAAACCUCGCCGAAAUCAAAGAACAAACCGGUUUUCAAAAAGGUGAAUAAGGUGGAGGAGCCGGUAAGUUCUUCCCAGAUCAUGAGGAAUCCGUUAACUGGAGCCGGUAUGGAAUGCGACGAGCACAAAAAUCAAAGAAAGAAUGUCAAAAACACGCGAUCCAAGGAUGAAACAGGAAUUAACAGAAUCGAAACAAUUAAACCUGCAGGAAUGAAGAAAGAAAAAGAUAAGAAAGCAGAAGAAUAUGCAUCUGAAGAGGAGCUUGAACUUGACGAAGAAGAUUCAAUCAUCAAUAAAUUCAUUGAAAAUAUCAAAAAAUAUCUUGGCGAUGACGUUUUCGAGGCUAUUAAAAGGAAGACCAUUGAAGAGGUCCGUGGUAAAAAAGCUCCUCAUCCGGAAGCAAAGAGCAAGAAGGUUUUGCCUAAAUUGAAGAAACAACCAGAAGUCAAGGAGGCCAAUAAAGUGGAUGAGCCAGUAUGUGCUUCAAUGAUUCUUCGAAAUCCUUUAACAGGUGCCGGCAUGGAAUGCGAAAAAUUUAAAGACCAAAGAAAACAUAUAAAGUCAAAAUUUGGUAGUUGGAUUUGGUAG